Messenger RNA from Lactuca sativa (garden lettuce), 1350 nucleotides. RefSeq lists its product as uncharacterized. The record is from RefSeq and is a predicted model, not a curated record. Lineage: Eukaryota; Viridiplantae; Streptophyta; Magnoliopsida; Asterales; Asteraceae.
CAUUCUCAUACAAUAACUGUUGGAAUAAAGGCCUAAUUUCUGCCUUGUGGCUGAAUUUCCCGACCCAAGGGAAGUUGUUGGAAGCCAAAAGAGAGCAUCUUUAUUGGACACCAUGUGCUGCUCAUUGCUUGGAUUUGAUGCUGGAGGACAUUGGAAAAAAGGUUCCUAAGGUGAAAAUUUCAAUAAAGAAGGCUAUGUUAGCAAUUGACUAUAUAUAUAGUUAUGUUAUUGUUGUGAACUUGAUGAGAAAGUUCACCAAAGAAAGAAACUUGCUUAGGCCAGCUGUAACUAGAUUCGCCAUAUCUUUUAUCACACUUGCCCAAGUCCACAGACAAAGACAACUUGAAGAAUAUAGUGAAUUCUGCAGAGUGGGAAAAGGCAAAGUGGUCCAGCAAAGAUCAGAUUGCAAAAAAAAAGAUGACUACAAGACAACUUUUCAAAUCAUUGAUCAAAGGUGGGAAUGUCAAUUGCAUAAACCUCUACAUGCAGCAGGACAUUUUUUGAACCCGGGGAUAUUUUAUAAGGAUAUUGUUGGGGUGGCUUGUAAAGACGUGGAACAAGGGUUAUAUGGUUGCAUUAUGAGACUUGUUCCAGACCAGGAAGUUCAAGACAAGAUUUCUACAAAGUUGGAUAAAUACCGGAAUGGAGAAGGACUAUUCGGUCAUCCUAUGGCUAUUAGGCAUAGGAAAACAAAAGCACCAGGCAUCAUAUGGAUCUUCGGUGCCUAAUCUUAAAAAGUUUGCCAUACGGGUCCUUAGUCUAACUUGUAGUGCUACAAGUUGUGAGAGAAACUAUCGUGUUUUUUAACAUCUUCAUACGAAGAAACGAAAUAGAUUGGCACAGUCUAGAUUAAAUGACAUGGUGUUUGUCAAAAUCAAUCGUGCCUUAGAUCGUCGAAUUAAAGAUAAGGAGAAGGAUCCGAUUCUUUUACAAGAGAUUGAUGAAAGUAACGAGUGGCUGAUGGGAAAACUUGAAGAUGAGAAUGAUGAUGAUAUAGUAUUUGUUGUUGAAGAUCUUACUUGGAGAGACGUGGCUCACGCAUCAGGUGCUUAUGAGCCUAGUUAUCUAACUAGAUUGAGAGUGCAAAAUGAAGGAGCCGGGCCAUCGGGUAUUUAAUCCGAUUAAUUAAUUGCUUCUGCCUAUUUAGUUAAAUGGGUUAGGGUAGCAAUGAAAUUUUUUACUAAAAUGCCAAUAUACAUACGGUAGUUAUUUUUAUUUUAAUAAGAUUAAUAUUUAAUUAUCUUAUAUAUGAUAUAUAAUAAUAAAACCUAGUUUUUAUAAUGCCUAAUAAUAAAACCAACUCGCUUGUAAUUUGUAAAGCCUAAUUGACUUUUUUAAUUUUCCUUUUCC